Ooceraea biroi (clonal raider ant) is the source of this 5507-nucleotide messenger RNA. RefSeq names its product MICAL-like protein (gene MICAL-like). Gene Ontology annotation, molecular function: protein binding. NCBI's taxonomy places the organism in Eukaryota, Metazoa, Arthropoda, Insecta, Hymenoptera, Formicidae. The record is from RefSeq and is a predicted model, not a curated record.
ACCGAUCAAGGCAGACACGCUUUUCGUAAUUUUCUUUUGCCGGCUCUCUGUUUUUUGUUCUUUUUUUUUUAAGUAAAUGUCGUUACGUAAUUUUAUACGUAGUAGUCUCGUAAAUCGCGGGCUUGGAAGCUCCUUCAAGCUUUUCCAGAGCGGAGAACCAUCACGUUGUAACACGUUGAGUGACAGUCUGCGUUAAUUGAUUUCAAUCGCGAUUUAUUAUUAUGAGAACGUGCGCAGAACAGUUUUAUAAAUCAUUUUAUUCCGUUAGACGUUCUCUUUGCUAUUAAUGAAUAUGAUAUUGAAGAUCGGAGCGUUCUAUAUCUCGCCUAUACAAUGCAGCGAUACAACUUCGUGAACUGCAAGCUUAUGUCUUCAACACUCAACGUGUUAAUCGAUCAUUUGUACUCUCUCUCUCUCUCUCUCUCUUCGUCUCUUUCUCUUUUUCUGUUUAUCUCGUCUGUUUUUAACCACAUGUUGCGUAUUCAUUGCGAGACCGGUCGACACACUUCUUGUAAGGUUUUUUAGGCACGCGUUUAGAUAUUUUCAAAGGCAUUUUCGACAUUUUCCUUCCAUAUCAAAUCGCGAAUUGACAAUCUGGAGGAAAGAGACUCCACGACGCAUUACAUGUUCGAUCCGGUUUACCUUGACAUCGACGUUAUCCCGCGUUGCAAUAACGGAAAUAACAAAUGCCGUCACCGACAUUGCGUUUUGCGUAAUCACGCGUAAUCAUUAUCGAGCGUUCCUCUUCUUUCUUUUUUUUAUACGCGUCCUUUUUCCAUUAUCUCAUUUAAUGACCAGUUAAAGAUGAAAGCGUAGGAGAUAGGCCUGACGCUCGUUCGCCACACGUACACGUUCCGCACACCCGCACUGUCCGCAUGUACGAUCGAUAAUAUUUUUGUGUCGACCAUACGUGUCCAGACUCCAACGAGUUUUUCUACGUGUUCGAGAAAAUUGUUAAAUUGCGCUUGCGCUUCCUCUACGAUCAGUCACGAUCGCCCACGUCGUUCGAAGGUGUCGCAUUACCUUACAUAUGAAAUCCAUCCUUGUGCAGCGUGAAAGGAUGUCCUGUCCGCUUUCAUGUUCAUUUUUGUUUGUCACCCGUCUCUCACUCUCGUAGAAUGAAACUUUUACGCGAUUUUUUACGCGUGUAAUGCACUUUUCUCGGAUUUGCGUCCGAUAGAAUUUGCAUCCCGGUCCAUUCCGGUAACUCGUAACUGAUUCACGAGCUUUUCCAUCGUUCCAUCUAGAACGAUUCGCGAAACGUGCAAGAGAUCACGAGGCGAGCCCCAACGAAGAAACGCUCGGCUAGCGCGUACGGUAUCUAAUCCCGGAGAUCUAUUUAAUCGGUGAUUUCGCGGCCGACAAUGACCGCUUCUGUCAAUCAUCCAGGCUGCCUUCGUAAUACCGAUUCAGCCAGGCUCUUCAUCGUGCUUACCGGUGUCCGCUACUUACCUCGGUACAAACGGCCGUUCUUAAUAAGCAGUCGGGCGAGCAUUUACAUUCGCUAAUAAUGGCGAAUAAUACGGGGGAAGUAAUGACUCGUUGAAAAAUUUCGAUCGCGCAAACUGCGAGAAUGUAAAUCUGACCGACUGGUCGCGCUCAUCGCGAACGACGAGUUGCCGUUACUCCGAAACGAAGCAGUUUGCUCGCGAAUUUCUUUCAACAAUCUGACAGCCGGUGUUAGUCUCGUUACUUUCAAGUGGACUCUGCAAACUCGCGGGAACAAACCGCGUGUCUCGACAAGAAUCUACCAGACUUUGGGGACGUUACAUGGUGAGUGACUUGGGACGGAAGUCACACGUGAGCGCAGGUCAGAUUAAGUUACGAAGUUGCGAUAAUUCCAAUGACAAGAAAGGCCAGCGGCUUUAGGGUGACGACGAAAGCUCCUCGAACUUAAAGCGACGCAAAAUUCUGGUAGGUCAUUCCUAAGAUAUCGCCCCUAUCGUUCGUGCUAAUUGCUGCCUUAUCGCGAACCUUGCUCGCCAUUUUCGCUGGCUCGACCCACAUGCCGCAACUUCCUUGAGGAACUUAUCAGCCAGUUUGUCGGGCGAUUUAUCUGGGACUGAGGCUUGGCGACAAUUCGCAGAGGAAUUUGGGACCAGAGCGGGCGACGUCGUGCUUCAACAAGCAAGACAACUGCUUGAACGUGUCAGGCCGUCGAGAAGAAACGAGCGGAAUCGCGUGUAUUACGUGGCGGCACGUCCGCUCCCGCGUAGGUCGAGUUUCGUUCAUUACGAUUCGCAUAACUGCUCGCUCGCUAGUCAAAGCGGACACGCGCGUGAGUCACGCGGCGAGCGCACGGACUGUGUGGCUCGUUGUACGAGACAACAACGCAGCUCGUCAAUUAGCGCAGAAAUCGAGUAUUCUCUAAAGGGCAGCUCGGUGAAUUGUUCUCAAGCGAGGUGCAGGAAUUCGAAUUAAAGCAAACACACGUGCAGUGAGGAAAGCUUGGACUUAAUGGGGCAAUAUAAACCUGAAAUAUUCUGCUAGAAGGUGGGGUCGCGUCUGGGGAUGCGGAGGGAUCCAUGCGCCGCAUGCGGGUUGCCAGUCUUCCUGGCGGAGAAGCUGAUGAUAGCGCGCGCCCCUUAUCAUCGUACCUGCUUCCGAUGUGCUCGCUGCAGCAACCAGCUGACGCCGGGCAAUUAUUACGAGACCGAGGAAGGCCAGUACUGUUGCGAGACGUGUCCGGACGAGGAGGAGUCUGCCAGCGUACGUCACAAGUACACCGAGCCGACAGUCCUGUUGUCCGGCACGAAAUGGGAGAAAGACGAGUCAUCGAGGCCUUUUUGUGACGAAGAGAAGACAGAGAGGAAGAACUUAUUGGAGAACGCUGACGUACCCGAUCUUAUCUCCCAUACGUCGCAAAUGCGAAAGAGCUUCAUGGCCAGCCACCUUCUCUCCGAGAAGAUCGACGGAGAGGAGUCCGUUGUGAAAAACACGAAGGACGUCAAGGUCGAUUAUCGCAAGGAAGCAGAAAGCAGAAUCGACUCGGCAUUCCCAGACGACGACGAGAACGAGGAGGUAGACGAUGAGGUGGAAGAGGAAUCUCGCAGCUCCGCGACAGAUUCCGUCGACGUUGGAGACGCCAGCGUCGAGCGACACGAUGUACAUAGCGCGUUAAAUAGCUUAAACAUUAAGAGCGACGUGGAUCAGCGAUCGACUGCCAUUUCAUUUCGUGCGGACAAGAACAGAAGAUGGGAGAAUACCAAAGAAUCGCCAGGACGCACUGGCGAGCAAACCAAUCCUGAAGCGAGAUUAUCCCUGAUUCAGAGAAGACUCCAAAUGUUCGAAACUCCGGACAAGAGAGGAAAGUUUCCGGACCACACUGAGAGGAAAGUUUCAAGUAAUACGGAGAGAUCAACAAUUCAGGAGACACAGGAGGAACUGUGCGACACCUGGGAUCUGGCAACAGACGAAAACGAACAUUCGGAAAAGAGUCUUGAGGACAACUCGGUGACUAAAAAUAUAGAUAAGCGUAAAGAUAAAUUUGAGAACGUCAAACAGCGAAAAGAAGAAGAAGAAGAAUUAAAACUCACAAGCAUUGAAAGAAAAGCUAAGGAAAGUUUCUCGAAAAAUGUCGCGUGGAUGAAUAAUGAAGAACGCCUUAAUGUACAGCUUGACGAAAACUCGACAGCCAGUACCGAGAUACAAAAGGAUAGCUUUGUAAAGAUUGAGAACGAACGAAGAAAAGCUAAUGAGGUGGAUGAGGAACAUGUGGGAAGUAGCAUAUUGACCGCGAAAGGUAUAGACUUGAGCGACGAUUAUCCGGAACAUCUGAAUCCUUUCAACAGCGACGACGAGGAUAGUGUCGUAGAAGACAAACUGCAGACUCCGAUGGAGAUCUCUAGGAGUAGUAAAGUUUCGACCAAUCCGUUCGACAGUGAAGACGAGGACAUUGAACAGCCGGAACCACCGAAACCAGCAGUUAGAAGUAGAUUUGAAAAUCGGGAAACCGUAACGCCUGUAGCCAAGCGAGUUCUCGCCGCGCCGCAAAUUAAUCUCAAUCCAUUCUGGAGCGACGAAGAGGAGGAGCGUGACAGCGAGGAGGAGGAACGCGGCAGAACGCCACAAGGAAACGUACCUGUCCCGAAACCACGCACUAUCAAGACUACUCCUGACGUAAGCGCCGCAUCGCGAAGAGUCGAUCUAAGUCGUGGAAGUAUAUAUGCAUCCAACAGCUCUUUAACCAGCUCUGAAUCGACGACUACAACUCCUGGUGGAACAUACAGGAAGAAAAAGCCCGCGCCACAACCGCCAGCUACGAAGGAACUAUUUCCGUCCGAUCAGCGCGAGUCGUCCGUAUCCAAGUACAACAGCACACCGCCCAUGUAUCAAAUCUCAUCACCUCGUACAACACCGCGAGCGCGGAAAGCCAAACCGGCUCCUCCACCGCCAAUGCCCACCAGCACACCGUGCAACGUACCGAUCGGCAGCGCGUUAAGUCUCGAUGAAUCUCCUAUAAUCGAGCUUCGUCGCACCGAUGACGAUCACGGUCUGAAUAUGUGGGAAGAUCAGAAAACCAACAAGGAUGAGGCGAAUCGAAAUAGGCAGAGCUUGAGUAACGUCUCGGGCGUUGACGAGCUUUCUUACAAAGCUUACGCCGACAAAAGCGUUCAAGGAAAAUGGAAGAGAAAGAAGGGUCCCGCCCCACCGCGGCCAAUCCCACAUAGGAGAAAGAUCAAGGUGAUAUCUAUGAAGGAUGUGAAGCUGGAAUUAGACGAAAUAGAAUUGCAACAGCAAGGUUUGGAGCGGCAAGGUGUACGGCUAGAACAGCUGAUACGGGACAAAUGUGAAUCCGAGUCUAGAAUAGACGAUUCGUCGCUCGGUGCAGAUGUGGAGGAAUUGGUUUUAGAGUUGUUCACAUUGGUGAACGAGAAGAACGAACUGUUUAGGAGGCAGGCUGAAUUAAUGUUAUUACGAAGGCAACAAAGAUUAGAAGAAGAACAUGCCGAAGUGGAAUAUCAAAUACGAUGUCUCAUGUGCCAACCGGAAGCUACGAAAACGGAUUUUGACAAACAGAAGGAAGAAGCAUUGAUACAGAGAUUAGUAGAAAUCGUAGAGAGACGAAACGAAAUCGUUGAAUGCUUGGAAAUGGACCGUCGGAGAGAAGUAGAAGAAGAUAAGAGUAUAAAUAAACAUAUGGGUUUGUUCGUUGCAAGAAACAAGAAUGAGUUGUCCGAUAAGGAUAAUGAUAGUUGUGACACAGGAAAAAUGAAAAAAGGUAAAGUGAAGGAGAAAUUGAAGGAAAAGAGAUCGAAAAAGGCUGCGAAAAAGGAUGCCGAUAAAGAUGUUGAUGAAGCUGAAGUGAAACAAAAACGCCAUAACAAGCGAAAAUGGUUUUGAAUUGUGCGACAAUGUUAAUAUAGUUGACGGUUGUAAUAGACACAUAUACAGAAAAUAUUUCAUAUUUAAUAGUUUUAUACAUAUUUUUAAUACUGUUAUUUAUACAUAUAGAAAUUUAUGCUAAGGUUAUUAAUAAAAUCACUCGUGUUUAAUUUGACUUUCUA